AUGUCUCAUAUAGAGUCUGCGCUUAGCAAACUGACCCCAGAUCAGAUCACAAAGUACAUGAGUGUGUUUGAGAUGUUUGAUGAAGAUGGAAACAGAGACGUCCACCAGAAGAGAACUAGAUGGAGUGUAAACAGACGCAAAGGGAAAGUCACGUCUAUCUGCGAAGGUUCUCUGGGUUUGAUGGUUUUAUUUAAUGAGAAAAGCAAAAAAAAGCUUUUUGAUUACCAACUUCAUAUAGCCUAUAAACAUCUAUACACCAGUGAUUUAUUACUGUAUGUGUUGAUAAAUGCAGGUGAACCUCUGAAUGAAAAUGAAGCUGAACAGAUGAUGAAGGGGGCUGAUAAAGAUGCUGAUGGCACAAUCGAUUAUGAAGAAUUUGUGGCCACGAUGACUGGAGAUUCAUUUAAAAUCAAUGAAUGA
Molecule: messenger RNA, 420 nt
Organism: Triplophysa dalaica
Lineage: Eukaryota; Metazoa; Chordata; Actinopteri; Cypriniformes; Nemacheilidae
Product: calglandulin-like
Exons: 5
Coding region: 1-420 (139 amino acids)
Molecular function (GO): calcium ion binding
Source: RefSeq, a predicted model, not a curated record